UGAACGGUCAAAAGAAGCCAUGAUAAAAGUGCAGGACGGGAAGCCUGCAGAGUAUUCUUUGGCUUCUUUGACUGACAGCGCCGAGAGAGGGGGAGAGAAGACCGGGUGUUGUAGGUUUAGAUCUAACGCUCAUCGGAGUCUUUUUGAAAAAAACUCUGAAGCAGCGAGGAUGGGGAUUUGAAUCUCGUGAUAUGGAUUUUUGUUGUUCAAGGCGUUGCGGAGGCCUGAUAUUGUAAUUGCAUAGGCUUCUGAUUGGAAGAAGGGCUUCGUGCAACCUAUUGAAGUUCGUUCCUUCUAAGUUUAGGUUUCAUUAAGGAUGGCUUCUGUUAGUGUGGCGCCAUUAUCAGGAAUGAAAAAUGCCAGUAGUAAUACUUUUGGCAUGGAUAGAUUGCCUGAUGAGAUAAAUGACUUGAAGAUAAGGGAUGACAAGGAUGUUGAAGCAACGGUUGUUGAUGGAAAUGGUACUGAAACUGGACAUAUAAUUGUGACUACUAUUGGCGGUAGGAAUGGUCAGCCAAAGCAGACUAUAAGCUAUAUGGCAGAGCGUAUAGUGGGAAAUGGAUCCUUUGGAAUAGUUUUUCAGGCAAAAUGCUUGGAGACUGGUGAAACAGUUGCAAUAAAGAAAGUUCUUCAGGACAAAAGGUAUAAGAAUCGUGAGCUGCAAACCAUGCGUCUUCUUGACCACCCAAAUGUUGUCUGUUUGAAGCACUGCUUCUUUUCAACGACUGAGAAGGAUGAACUAUAUCUUAACCUGGUGCUUGAGUAUGUACCGGAGACGGUUCAUCGAGUAAUCAAACACUAUAACAAAAUGAACCAAAGAAUGCCCCUAAUAUAUGUGAAGCUCUACACGUACCAGAUCUGUAGAGCAUUAGCUUAUAUCCAUGGCAGUAUAGGUGUCUGCCAUCGAGACAUCAAACCACAAAAUCUUCUGGUCAAUCCUCAUACACACCAACUAAAAUUAUGUGACUUUGGAAGUGCUAAAGUGUUGGUGAAAGGAGAGCCAAAUAUAUCAUACAUUUGUUCGAGAUACUACCGAGCUCCGGAGCUGAUUUUUGGUGCAACCGAGUACACCUCAGCAAUUGAUAUCUGGUCUGCUGGUUGUGUUCUGGCUGAGCUUCUACUAGGGCAGCCCCUUUUCCCUGGAGAGAGUGGAGUAGACCAACUAGUUGAAAUAAUUAAGAUCCUGGGCACCCCAACUAGAGAAGAAAUCAAAUGCAUGAACCCAAAUUAUACUGAAUUCAAGUUUCCUCAGAUCAAAGCUCAUCCGUGGCACAAGAUUUUCUACAAAAGAAUGCCGCCUGAAGCUGUAGAUCUUGUUUCUAGGCUUCUCCAAUAUUCUCCAAACCUUCGUUGCACAGCGUUGGAAGCAUUAAUCCACCCUUUCUUUGAUGAGCUUCGAGAUCCAAACACCCGCUUGCCAAAUGGAAGGUUCCUUCCACCUCUCUUCAUCAAGCCACAUGAGUUGAAAGGAGUUCCCGUGGAGAUGCUGCUGAAACUAAUUCCGGAACACGCCAGAAAGCAGUGUCCUUUUCUAGGCUUGUAAUGUAUUUUGCUGGAAACGCGUUUGAUAUUUCCGGAGGGGAACGAUAAAGUCUGCGGCAUUAGCUGGCCAUGUGAACUUCUUUUGAUUUUUUUGUUUGAUUUUCGGAGCUUUCCAUCGCCAUCGGUUCCUUUUAUUGUAAAAAGCAUAUUUAGAAGGUCUGCUGGCCUUUAAAAAUCUUAAAUUUCUUAUCUAACUCCUGCUUUCCUUCUCUAUCCGUUCUAUUACAAAAUUGUAACCUUGAUAGGGAAGAGAGGGAUUGUUUCUUUUAUUGAGUUUAUUGAUUGUUUGAAUCUUUUGUUA
Phalaenopsis equestris is the source of this 1843-nucleotide messenger RNA. Its product is annotated as shaggy-related protein kinase NtK-1-like. The record is from RefSeq and is a predicted model, not a curated record. NCBI's taxonomy places the organism in Eukaryota, Viridiplantae, Streptophyta, Magnoliopsida, Asparagales, Orchidaceae. Gene Ontology annotation, cellular component: cytoplasm. Gene Ontology annotation, molecular function: protein serine/threonine kinase activity; ATP binding. Gene Ontology annotation, biological process: protein phosphorylation; signal transduction.